Acinonyx jubatus (cheetah) is the source of this 2447-nucleotide messenger RNA. RefSeq names its product DExD-box helicase 39A (gene DDX39A). Gene Ontology annotation, biological process: mRNA export from nucleus; mRNA splicing, via spliceosome. Gene Ontology annotation, molecular function: RNA helicase activity; RNA binding; ATP binding. NCBI's taxonomy places the organism in Eukaryota, Metazoa, Chordata, Mammalia, Carnivora, Felidae. Bases 943 to 2145 code for a protein of 400 amino acids. The record is from RefSeq and is a predicted model, not a curated record. The transcript has 6 exons.
GGGGCCGGGCGCCAGGGUCUGGAGUUGCGGUGGGAGAAUCCGGACCUUGUAGACGCGUUAGGCUUCUCCGAGUCGAGGGACUUGCCCUCCCCCACCCUGCUGUGCUGUUGCUAUGUGGUUAGGGGAUUCGGACUUCCAGAGAUUUAGAAUAAAACAGAUGUCACCGAGGCAAACCCUGAAGUGGAAGUCUUCCCUGGGGCACUUGAGAAUGAAUGGGUACCGUGAGCUAGUCUGAAUUGUCACUUUCCGGGUGUCCGCUUUCGAGUUGGUCUGUUCUGGGGGCCGCAGCCGUCGCAGCCCCCCCGGGUGGGACAAAAGCCCCUCCCCCAGUUCCCUCCCGGUCUCAUUUGUUUUGAGUUUUAGAGCCCAUGUAGCCACCUCCUAGAGAGUUUUGUGCCUCCAACUCAGGCUGUCCCUGAAUCUGUCCCCUGUAAGAACAAAAAGACUUCACUUGACGUUUGUGUUUGUUUUGACUGCACCGUCCCCUCUUGGCCACCCAGGUUUGGAGCUCAGGGUAGGCGGCUCCGAGCGGUUAUCUGCCCAGGGAUUGCCCAGGAGAUGGUCCUGCCCUGUUGAGUGUGCCAUUUUGUUGUUCCCUCAUACCACCUCCACCCAGGUUAAUCCUCUCUCCUGGUGACUGGUUUUCCCCGUGGCUGGUCUCAUUCCCCGCUCGUCUUCUCCUCUAGAGCAAGUUGCUCUUGGGCCAUUACUCCCCUCAGAAACCUCCUUAGUGAUUCCCUGUUGCUUCGCAGAUAAAGUAUGAGUGCCCUCGAUCAGACCGGCUUUCCAAGCUUCCUCCUCUGCCUCUGCUUCAGCCAGUCUUGCUCUCCAUUCCCCAAAAGGGCGUGGUGCUUUGGAACCGACCUUUCCUGGCUCCUCCCCUUUUCUCGGCUGCCUGGGAAAUAGCCCCUUCCUGUUCAGGUUGCCUUUUUCAGCAAUCAGAUGAGGGCAUACGCUGGCUUUAGCCCCCAAGUUCUGCCUGAAGGCCUCGAUUUUAAUUUUAUUCAUUGGGCCUUUGCGUGUGAGUGCUUAUCUGUUUUAGGCUCUGGGCUGGGCCAAAGGGCUGGCAGGCAUGACCUGAACAAGGGUGCUUUUUUAGCUGGGGCCUGCCAGAAAUGUCCUUCUGGAGCAAGAGUCCUGAAGAAAGCGGGGGACUCACGGCCACUGCCGGCAGUGGGCAUGGCAGGUGCAAAGGGGUUGAGGCAUGCGGGAGGGGCACAGCAGCAAGGCCGCGCCAUGGCGGAACAGGAUGUGGAAAAUGAGCUUCUGGAUUACGAGGAAGAUGAAGAGCCCCAGGCUCCUCCAGAGAGCACUCCUGCUCCCCCCAAGAAAGACGUCAAGGGUUCCUACGUUUCCAUCCACAGCUCUGGCUUCCGGGACUUUUUGCUGAAGCCGGAGCUUCUUAGGGCCAUCGUGGACUGUGGCUUUGAGCAUCCAUCUGAGGUCCAGCACGAGUGUAUUCCCCAAGCCAUCCUGGGCAUGGAUGUCCUGUGCCAGGCCAAGUCUGGGAUGGGCAAGACGGCCGUCUUCGUGCUGGCCACCCUGCAGCAGAUUGAGCCUGUCAACGGACAGGUGACAGUGCUGGUCAUGUGUCAUACUCGGGAGCUGGCAUUCCAGAUUAGCAAGGAAUAUGAACGCUUCUCCAAGUACAUGCCCAGCGUCAAGGUGUCUGUGUUCUUCGGGGGCCUUUCCAUCAAGAAGGAUGAAGAGGUAUUGAAGAAGAACUGUCCGCACGUCGUCGUGGGGACACCAGGCCGGAUCCUGGCACUCGUACGGAACAGGAGCCUCAACCUGAAGAAUGUGAAGCACUUCGUGCUGGACGAGUGCGACAAGAUGCUGGAGCAGCUGGACAUGCGGCGGGACGUGCAGGAGAUCUUCCGCCUGACGCCCCACGAGAAGCAGUGCAUGAUGUUCAGCGCCACCCUGAGCAAGGAGAUCAGGCCCGUGUGCAGGAAGUUCAUGCAAGACGUGAGUAGGGUGGGACGGCAGCCAGCCACGGCCUCGGCGCGGCACCUCUGGCCCUCCUCGGUUCCGUGUCCUGAGCCGCUGCUGCUCCGGGACGCCCACACUUGCCUCACCGCACAAGAAUGCCGGGAGGCCCCGGAGCCUUCCUUCCCUCCUGUGUCUUGUGAGACUAGGAGCUGAGCUUGGUCUAUACCUGAGUCAGAGCCGAGCUUAGAUCAACGAUUGGGAGAGAGGCAUUUACCGGGGUACGCAGGCCCUCUGGGAAGCAUCGCAACGUGGAGUCCUUCGCCGGAAGGUUCUGGGCAGGCAAGAUGCCCAGAAGUAAGCCCCGCCUGCCCCUUCCUGCACAGCCCAUGGAGGUGUUUGUAGACGAUGAGACCAAGCUCACGCUACACGGACUCCAGCAGUACUACGUCAAGCUCAAGGACAGCGAGAAGAACCGCAAGCUGUUUGAUCUCUUGGACGUGCUGGAGUUUAACCAG